UUUCCUGUACUCUCGCGGACUUUCGUGCAUGGGAACAAUUUACUGCUCUGGCUGUUAAUCGAAAUUCAGUUCAGAGUUUUCGGUCUGAGAUACGGGAGGGGCGGAUUAGAAACAGCACGAACUAGAAAUGAGUUCGAAUGCCAAUUGGUGCAAGUGGGCGCGCUUUUUGUUGACAAUAAUCGCUUUCUUUCUAUUGGGGUUUCUAAUCGGAUGGGUUGGGCGUCCCUGUGUGAACAUCUCCCCAAUGAAACCUCAAAGAAUUGGGAACAAACUGCUAAAUGAAAUGCAAGCUGAAAAUAUCAGAAUAUAUCUGCGGAAUUGGACACGAUUUCCUCAUUUAGCUGGGACUGAAAAAAAUCUCCAGUUAGCCCGACAGAUUCAAAAGCAAUGGAAGAACUGGGGACUGGAUUCAGUUGAAUUGGUUCACUAUGAUGUCCUGUUGUCUUACCCAAACAAAAGCAAUCCUAAUUACAUCUCUAUCAUUGAUGAGAAUGGAUAUCUGAUCUUCAAUACAUCUUUCUUUGAAAAACUACCUCCUGGAUAUGAAAAUAUAGAGGACCUGGUACCACCCUUCAACGCCUAUUCUCCAGCAGGCAUACCAGUGGGAGAUUUAAUCUAUGUUAACUAUGCUCGGACUGAGGAUUUCUUCCAACUGGAAAGGGAACUGGGCAUCAACUGCACUGGAAAAAUUCUGAUUGCCAGAUAUGGGAAAAUCUUCCGAGGAAACAAGGUUAAGAAUGCAAUGAAUGCAGGUGCUAAAGGACUCAUCUUUUUCUCAGAUCCUGCUGAUUAUUGUGCACCAGGAGUGCACCCGUACCCAGAAGGCUGGAAUCUCCCUGGAAGUGGAGUCCAACGUGGAAACAUUUUAAACCUGAAUGGAGCUGGUGACCCUCUAACUCCAGGCUUUCCAGCUAAUGAAUAUGCAUUCAGAUUGGAUGAAGGCAUUGGCCUUCCAAAAAUUCCUGUUCAUCCAAUAGGCUAUAAAGAUGCAGAGGAGUUGCUGCGUUACAUGGGAGGGGUUCCAGCCCCCAGUGAAUGGAAAGGACAACUGAAUGUUUCUUACAACAUUGGACCUGGCUUCAAGGACAGUUAUUCCUCACGAAAAGUCAAAAUGCACGUUUACACAAGAAAUGAAGUGAGACGAAUUUAUAAUGUAAUUGGCAAGAUUCGAGGAGCAGUGGAACCAGAUCGGUACGUCAUAUUUGGAGGGCAUCGUGAUGCGUGGGGACUUGGCAGCAUUGAUCCAACGUCAGGAGCCGCUGUUUUACAUGAAGCUGUGCUAAGUUUUACAAAACUUAUGAAAGAAGGUUGGAGGCCCAGAAGAACAAUAUUUUUUGCCAGCUGGGAUGCGGAAGAAUUUGGUUUGUUGGGUUCCACAGAGUGGGCAGAGGACAAUGCCAAACUACUUCAGGAACGUGGAGUUGCAUAUAUCAAUGCAGAUUCAUCCAUAGAAGGUAACUACACGUUGAGAGUUGACUGUAGCCCUUUGCUGUACCAGUUAGUUUAUACCUUAACUAAAAAGAUCCCCAGCCCUGAUGAUGGUUAUGAGGGGAAAUCCCUUUACCAGAGUUGGUAUGAUAAAGAUCCGUGGACAGGGUACAAGGAAGCUCCCAGGAUAAGAAAACUGGGAUCUGGCAGUGAUUUUGAAGCUUAUUUUCAGCGACUUGGUAUUGCCUCUGGCCGUGCACGAUACACAAAAAACAGGAAAUUUGACAAAUUCAACAACUACCCGGUAUAUCACAGUGCUUACGACACAUUUGAGGUGGUGGAAUGGUUUUAUGACCCAUCCUUUAAGAAACUGCUUGCGGUGGCCCAGGUACGAGGAGGAUUGGUUUAUGAGAUAGCCGACUCUAUCAUCAUACCUUUUGACUGCAGAGAUUACGCUGAAGCUUUGACCAAUUAUGCAAAUGUCCUCUAUGAGCAAGCCAAGCAGCAUCAACUUCAGCUUAACAAAUACCAGGUUUCUUUUGACUCUCUGUUUUCAGCUAUACAUAACUUUACACGCAUUGCCAUUGAUUUUCAUAAACGACUGGAAAAGAUUGACAUCACAGAUCCUCUCGCUGUACGAAUAGUAAAUGACCAGUUGAUGCUGCUGGAAAGAUCCUUCAUUCACUCUAUGGGAUUACCUGGGAGACCCUUCUAUAGGCACAUCAUUUACGCUCCCAGCGCUCAUAAUAAGUAUGCGGGAGAAUCUUUUCCAGGAAUCUAUGACGCAUUAUUUGACAUAGCAAAUGCUGCAGAUGAGCGCAAAGCCUGGCGAGAAGUGAAAGAGCAGAUUGCUGUUGCGUCCUUUACAGUGCAGGCAUCUGCUGGGACAUUAGUGGAAGUGUAAUUUUAUUUGGUUUUAUGCUUUUGAGAAAUUGGAUCAGGAGUUAAUGAUGUGACAUUAAGACCAUCUCAACAUGAAUAAUUAUUUAGAAAUUCGUAAUUAAUCUGAGCUCAAAUUUAAACAAAAUAUGCACAUUAAUUAUGAGUUAUAUACAAGAAUCAACCCUACAGCUAUGCUAGUUAUACUGUUUUAUUUUUGUUAGAUCUGUAUUAAAACCUGCAAUCAUCAA
Molecule: messenger RNA, 2558 nt
Organism: Carcharodon carcharias (great white shark)
Lineage: Eukaryota; Metazoa; Chordata; Chondrichthyes; Lamniformes; Lamnidae
Gene: naalad2
Product: N-acetylated alpha-linked acidic dipeptidase 2
Exons: 19
Coding region: 128-2332 (734 amino acids)
Molecular function (GO): carboxypeptidase activity
Source: RefSeq, a predicted model, not a curated record